AGACAGUUCGCGGUUGGAACAGCUGAUCGUGGCUCGCUGGUUAUCAGUGAGAAGUGCGUGUUCGCGAUAAAACAAACGAAAACGUGCAUUUUAUCAUUUGAUUCGAUUGAUGACUGUGUAAAUUAAGUAAACAAUGGAAUUGACUUCUACUUCUAGGAAUACAUCGAUGAGGUAUUUGCCGAAAAGGCCUCCGGUGGACAUCGAAUUUAACGAUGUCACCUAUUCGGUGCCGCAAGGAAGAAAAGGAUCUAAAAUGAUAUUAAGGAGUGUCAAUGGACAAUUUCGAUCAGGACAACUGACCGCCAUUUUAGGUCCUUCUGGGGCAGGAAAAAGUACCCUUUUAAAUAUACUAGCAGGAUAUAAAUGUCAGGGUGCCACAGGGCAGAUUUUAGUCAACGGCCAGCCGAGAAAUUUGAAACAAUUUAGAAAAAUGUCCAGGUAUAUAAUGCAAGAGGAUCUAGUUCAGCCGAUGUUGUCGGUGGAAGAGGCGAUGAUGGUAGCGGCAGAUUUGAAAUUAGGAAAAAAUAUGACGAAGAAUGACAAACGAAAAGCGAUAGACGAAAUUCUACAGUUACUAAGGCUGGACAAAGCGAAAAAUACCAGUACGAAUGGACUAUCAGGGGGUGAAAGAAAAAGGCUUUCCGUUGCAUUGGAGUUAUUGAAUAAUCCACCGGUUUUAUUUUUAGACGAACCCACCACAGGAUUAGACGACAUGUCCUGUUCGCAAUGCAUAGCUUUAUUAAAGAAUAUCGCCGAAGGGGGCAGGACCGUAAUUUGCUCUGUACAUACUCCGAGUGCCAAAUUGUUUUCCAUGUUCGACAACGUGUACAUUUUAUCUGAGGGCCAGUGCGUUUAUCAGGGUUACGGACCUGAAGUGGUGCCAUUUCUAAGCGAAAUGGGAAUAGACUGUCCCAAACAUUAUAAUCCUGCGGAUUUCAUUAUCGAGGUCUGUUGCAACGAAUACGGCGAAUACCAGGACCGUAUGGUGUCAGUCAUUCACAACGGUCGCAUUAUUUACAACAAAAAAUCCAUCUUGCCAUCAUCGAUACAAGAACUAAAAGAAGUCGAUAUUAGUAGCAGUAUAUCAUCGAUCAAAGAACAAGUGUAUUCAGAGUUAAGUUCCUCCACUUUUGAACACGAAUCAAACUGGAUGACGCAAUUUUCCAUACUCAUAUCCAGGAUGUGGUUGCAAAUGUGGAGAGAUAGAAGUUACCUUUUCUUGAGGAUGAUAUUACACGUUAUAAUUGGUGUUCUUAUAGGAACUUUGUACUUUGGGAUGGGCCAAGACGGCUCCAAGACUCUAUUUAACUUUGGUUUCUAUUUCUGCUGCCUUAUUUUCUUUAUGUACAUACCAAUGAUGCCAGUUCUUCUUCAAUUUCCUAGAGAAAUUCAGCUAGUGAAAAGAGAGCAUUUCAACAAAUGGUACAGACUCAGUGCCUAUUUUGCAGCUCUAUCUUUAUCUACCUUGCCAGUACAGAUAAUAUUAGGAUCAAUUUACGUUGUUUGCGUCUAUUUUCUAACAGAUCAACCUUUGGAAAUGGACAGGUUGUUUAUGUUCUUCCUGAUUUGUAUUUUGACAGGUGUCAUAUCGGAGAGUUUGGGACUUCUUAUCGCUGCUCAGUUAACUGUCGUGAACGCCAUGUUCGUCGGACCAGUAGCCACAGUACCCUUCAUGUUACUAGCAGUAUACGGUUUCGGUUCUGGCUACGACACCAUCCCCACUCUAAUCAAGAUAGCCAUGUACUUCAGUUACCUCAGGUACUCUCUAGAAGGUUUGAUUCACGCCAUGUUGAAAGACAGAGCCAAACUGAGUUGUCCUGAUACCGAAGAGUACUGCAUCUAUACGGACUUGAAUUUUUUCAUCAAAGACAUGGGAAUGGAAAACACAAUGUAUUGGAUAGAUGUAUUGGUGCUUUGUUUCAUAUUUAUUCUCUUCAGGGGCGGUAGUUACUAUUUGUUGCGUCAGAGAUUGGCGCCUAAUAAGACUUUCAUUGCUUUGCAGUAUAUCGGUAGAUUAAUUAAAUCACAUGUGGGUAUAGCGCGGUAAUAUUAAAGAUAUUAUGGACAGAUUUGUUCAUCUGUGAGUCCGAUUAGAGCUUACAGGUGAAAAGACUGGCUUUAAGAAAAAGAAAAUGGAAAAAUUGUCUUUAAUCAAAUUUCUGAAAUGUUGGUGUGUUGUAGAACUCGAUUAUCUAAAAACCUGAUGGGGUUUAAGGCUUAUUCUCAGUUCGCCGCAAUUCCAGCACCUGAUGGUCUUCAUCUUAUCAGUGAAGCUCUUCAUUAUGUUAACCAGUUUACCUUUACUGUAUAGUCCAGAAGCCUUAGUAGCUGCUUCAUACUCUAGAGCAGCGGACAAGACAUCGACCAAUGUUUUGUGAGGGGCUGAGCGUAGUAUUUUCUGCAUUUACUGGUUUGAAGGAUAAAUGUGGUCGUAACAAGGCUCAAAGGACCAGAGCAUGAACAGAUUGGUUAUAAAUGGCUCACAUUACAAUAUAUUUAAAUGGGACUCGACUAGAGUGUAAUAUAUAAUUCUAGCUGGUUUAAAACAUAUCUCUUUGCCACAGUUUUGAUUGCAGAAGAAAGUAUUUUGUUUAGCAGUUCUGUAUGGUUUUUAUUUUAUUGUAUUGUAUCAAUGUUAUGACUUUCUAUAAGGUUUAGUAUUUUUGUUUUUUUCCAUAUUUAGAUACAAAUAGUUUGUUUAAUGUUAUAAAUAACGCUGGUGUUAUUUCUGUGCCAUAACAUCAUAGUAUCAUCAGCAAAUAAAGUGAAAGUACUUCCAGUGUUAAGUUGAGCUAAGUCAUGUAUAUAAAGAAGAACCCAACACAGAACCCUGAGAGACUUUCUAACUUAAACAGUCUCUAUAUUGCUACAUCACUGAUUAUAUGAAAUUUGGUUACAAAAAAGUGGUACUUUCAAUGUUUAACACCCUGUAUCUCAAAUUGGUCACUUUCUGGUAGAAUACAGACUUUUACAACAUUCAAACAUUUCAGAAAAUUUGACACAUGACCAUUUUUUCAUAAGAAGUUGCCUGAUCCUUGAUAAGGUAGGUAUUAUUUGUUUGACAGAGAACGAACACAUUGUAUAUCAAAUUAGAAUAUGUAUAGUAUAAAUAUACAGUGUGUUAUGGGUAAUAUCCGCAUAAUUUAUAACUUUUAUUAAAUUAAUUUAUAACGUUAAAGCAAAACAGUUUCAAUAUUUUUGGUUAUAUUGUUCUUUUUAAAAAUGAACCACCCUGUAUGUUGUUGAAUAUAAAACUGUCAUAAACAUUGUCUAGCAUCGAGUCUACAUCUACAAUGGACCUGCGCGUAUAUCUCAUUCUAAACUAAGCUAUAGGCAACAUGAUAUACACAUAGACGUGAUACUAGUUGCCUAUGCUACAAUAGAAAGUAUCAAAAUAAGUCAAUUUAUAUUGAAAGGGCGUUAUAUUUCUACCAUAACCAAAAUAAUGUAAGGGUAUGGUCCGUUAUUAUUCGAAAUAUCGGUUAGAUUAGGAACGCGGUUACCUGAAAAUGGUAACUUAAACGUCAAUUCACUUUAACCGCUAUAUUUUUACGGUUACUAUUAAGUCAAAUGUCAAUCUGUCACGAAAGUGACGUAAAUCUCGGCCGUGGUCCAAAUUUAACCAAGGGUUUGGCCAGGGGCUGGAACGGCACAAAAGGCGGAGUUAUUUAGGGUGCUUUUAAAUGACAUUUAAGCGUGUUGAACUGUCAGUAAUCAAACUAAACCGAACGCUAAAACGGUCGUUUGGAGUUAAACGUGUUAAAGGAUCUUGGCAGAUCGAACGCAAUGUAAGGAACCGGUCAAAAAUUCCUAGUUACUUAUGGUUAGUAAUCGGUUAAUAUCGGAUCAUACCCUAAAUAAAGAAUACCAAGUUUGUCACAUCACUGAAAAGGUAAUUAAAUGGCGAAUUCAAUAAUAUGACUGUUACUUGCGUAACUAUUGAUUUUAGAGCCCUCUAGCGGGAUAAAAAAAACUUAAACUUAGUGUAAAGUAUGACACUUGACAUUUGAAAGCUAAUUUUAUUAGUACUUUUACUCUAUUUUUGUCAAUAUUGUCGUUUGUUAUAAUUAUGCGGGUAUUAUAUCUCUAAUAUCCUGAAUCUUAUUGAUUAAUUAACUUUAUUUUCUUUGAUGAAGAGUACUCAUUUAUAAAAGCGGUUUUUUUUAUAUAAAGGGCAUGUGAUAUAAACAGUGAUUAAAUAGGUGGAUAAAUAUAUAGUAGUUAUAUUAUAGAAAUAUUUUGAUGUUAACUGAAUGUUGAUAAUUGUUCUUUUUUAAUAGCUUUUGGGUAUUAUUUACCAAAGUAUAUUGUAUAGAAUUUUGAAACGAUGUUUGAAGAAAACGAAUUCGUAAAAAGAGAGUUUGCUGACAAAUUAAAAAAAGUAUUAGUAGAACAAAUUGCAUCACAGCAUUUUUCAUGUUAAAAAUAUUGUUAAUGUUCAAAUAUUUAAAUAAAAAUAUAUGUUUUA
Psylliodes chrysocephalus is the source of this 4468-nucleotide messenger RNA. The record is from the annotation of a GenBank genome assembly. NCBI's taxonomy places the organism in Eukaryota, Metazoa, Arthropoda, Insecta, Coleoptera, Chrysomelidae.